AUGACCUCGGGUUUUCUGAAGAGUGAGAGAGUUUCCCGAAUGGUUCAAAGCGGUGGGUGCUCAGCCAAUGACUUUCGUGAGGUUUUUAAGAAAAACAUUGAGCGCCGGGUGCGCAGCCUUCCAGAGAUCGAUGGCUUGAGUAAAGAGACUGUGCUGAGCUCCUGGAUUACCAAGUAUGAUACUAUCUACCGUGGGGAGGAAGACAUGCGGCGCCAAACACAGCGGGCACACCUGAGUGCUGUUUCAGAGCUCAUCCUCAGUAAAGAGCAGCUGUAUGAAAUGUUCCAGCAGAUACUGGGCAUACGCAAGUUUGAGCAUCAGCUGCUAUACAACGCCUGUCAGCUUGACAAUGUGGAUGAACAAGCUGCUCAGAUCCGCAGAGAGCUGGAUGGGAGGCUACAGCUGGCUGAGAAGAUUGCUAGGGAAAGGACAAAUCCAAAGUUUGUCUCUACUGACAUGGAGGCUUUGUACAUUGAAGAGUUGCGUUCUUCUGUCAACUUGCUGAUGGCUAACUUGGAGAGUCUGCCCGUGUCCAAAGGAGGUCCAGACUUCAAACAGAAGCUUAAGCGCUCCUCUAUGAACAACUCCUUCUUGGAUAUAGGGGAUGAAGGAGACGUACUGUCCAAAUCUGAUGUUGUGCUGACCUUUAACCUGGAGGUUGUUAUUGUUGAGGUCCAGGGGCUGAAGUCAGUCGCUCCAAACCGAAUUGUUUACUGCACCAUGGAGGUGGAGGGCGGAGAAAAACUUCAGACUGACCAAGCAGAAGCUUCAAGACCACAAUGGAGUACUCAGGGAGACUUCUCUACAACUCAUCCCUUGCCUUUGGUUAAAGUAAAGCUCUUUACAGAAAGCACUGGUGUCUUGGCUCUGGAAGACAAGGAACUGGGCAGGGUGGUCCUGAUCCCCACCACCAGUGGUCCAAAGCAGGCAGAGUUCCACCGGAUGGUGGUCCCUAAGAACAGCCAGGACACAGAUCUGCAGAUCAAACUGGCCGUCCGGAUGGACAAGCCUCCCAACAUGAAGCAUAGUGGGUGACUGAAUGCUGC
Messenger RNA from Poecilia latipinna (sailfin molly), 1046 nucleotides. Its product is annotated as calcium-dependent secretion activator 2-like. The coding region runs from base 1 to 1035 and encodes 344 amino acids. Gene Ontology annotation, cellular component: glutamatergic synapse. The record is from RefSeq and is a predicted model, not a curated record. Lineage: Eukaryota; Metazoa; Chordata; Actinopteri; Cyprinodontiformes; Poeciliidae. The transcript has 8 exons. Gene Ontology annotation, biological process: positive regulation of exocytosis; dense core granule exocytosis; synaptic vesicle exocytosis.